Messenger RNA from Silurus meridionalis, 6425 nucleotides. RefSeq names its product ALK receptor tyrosine kinase (gene alk). Lineage: Eukaryota; Metazoa; Chordata; Actinopteri; Siluriformes; Siluridae. The transcript has 29 exons. Gene Ontology annotation, molecular function: protein binding; transmembrane receptor protein tyrosine kinase activity; ATP binding. The record is from RefSeq and is a predicted model, not a curated record. Gene Ontology annotation, cellular component: membrane; signaling receptor complex. Gene Ontology annotation, biological process: multicellular organism development; positive regulation of kinase activity; protein phosphorylation. Bases 721 to 5877 code for a protein of 1718 amino acids.
GGAGAACGCACGUCGCGGACGCGAGAGUCGUCGCGCGCGCCGAGGCGGUGUGGCACGCGCGCACGUGCCGAGUGAGCCGCGUUCUUUCAUCAUGAUUAGGAUUAGGAUUUAUACUACGUUCUAUUGUUGGUAUUCAAAGCGCUCGAGCAGGAGAACCCGGUCGGAACAAAUGCAUCUGUUGAUUUGAUGCUGAAAAAAAAUUAAUAAUAAUAAAGCAAAGAGAAGAAAAAAGAUAAAGGCAGGGGAAAAAAAAAACAAGAACACUAGUUGUUCGAUCGGGUUGGUUUUCUGCGCUCACAGUUUGGGACCCGAGCGGACGACAUCUGGUGGUCGUGCACCGGCUUCGCGAAACGCAAAAGACGACGCCGUUGCGCGUGCAGGAGCGUUUCUCCUCGACGGUAUUGCGUGCGCAUAGCAUACAAGGGAGCUUUUGAGCGAGCUCGGGAGGAAGAAGCUCUUUCGGCAUACCGAGCAGCAACGUCGGAGUUGAAACACUGGGGGCCAGUUAAGGUUUUGCACAGGAGACUUUUUUCUUCCUCUCUCUCUCUGACGAGGAGGAUGCGGUGAGAGAUUUUUAAGCAGGGCUCGCGCGUGAUGCGAGCGGUGCAAGCGCACGAGAAGCGAUCCGGAGCGUGCACGAGCAUUUCGGGUCCUAUGGCAAAGGAGUGAAGACGAGGAGGGGAAAAAAAACAACUCGAAGUAACUAACGGACCGAGGUACAUGCGAUCCUCCUUCAGCAUGACGCCGAGGAUGCUGUGCGUUUUGCUCUGCUCUGCGGCAUGCGUGACCGGGUUGCAGGGCGCGAGCGCACCUCCUGUCCCCGUCGACAGCGUGCCUGACGCGAGCGGAGGAAGACGGGACUCCAAUCAGACGUUCAACUCCAGGAUCAAGAGGAAGACGCUGUCGGUGGAUUUCGCGGUGCCGUCCCUGCUGCGACACUACAUGGCCAUGUUCAUCAAACGCCCGCUGAACGGGAACUGCCCGACGCACGCCGGGUGUUACACCGUGCGCGCCAACCUGCGGAUGCGCUGCGCGCCUUUGCAGAAGACAAUUGCGAGUUUGCUCGGCGCGAAGUUGGAGGAGAAGGUCCAUGGGGAGGGGGUGCUGAGCUUGGGUUUGAGCUCAGCGAGCCGCAAGUACAACCAGGUCGUGGUGGAGGUGGGAGAGACCAUGGUGAGCACCGGAUGUGGCGGACUGGAGGUGCGCGAGGACGCGCCCGUACCCUUUCUGGAAAUGGACCUGACGCACGUGCUGGAGUGGUGGCUCGGGGCCGAGGGGGGCCGCCUGCGCGUGCGACUCAUGCCAGAGCGCAAGGCACAAGUCCCGGGCAAAGAGGAGAGAUACUCAACCGCCAUCCGGGCAUCAGACGCCCGUCUGUUUCUACAGAUCGCCUCCAGUCGCCCUGCACAAGCCAGAAAUACAGGAAACCCUGAAGCUUCACCGCGCUACUGGAACUUCUCCUGGAUAGCGGAGGACGUUCUUGGCUUCCCAGAAGACGCAUCAGCGAGUUCGGGUUUGGGGUGUACCUCAAAAGGAAAAUCAUGCCAUGGGAAGUCUGAAAGCUACCAUCCAGAAUUCGCAUGGAGUCUAACAUCAGCUGAGGAUGUCUGGGCAGAGGAUCAUGGGGUCAUGGACUUGGCAAGAGGAAGUUUUCAGGGCUGGGAGGAAGGUCGCUUUGUGUUAGUGAACGGCUCAGCUGUGGGAGGACCCUGGGUUCUAAGUCCAUGGCUUCGGUCUAUCCAUCGACCCUGUGGGUUGGACGUGACUGUAUUUCUGCACCCCAGGCAAAAAGGCCGCUACAAAGUAUGGCUCAUUGAGCGAGACAAACCACCACAGGUUCUUCUGACCACAGAGCCUCCCCACAUUACAGGCUGGGCCGUGGUGCACCUCAGCCUGGGGGCUCGGGAAACACCGUUCAGGAUUUCAUCCAGUUACGACCAACCUGGGGAACUCGAGACGGCUACGUAUGACCAGCUCUUCAUCACCAACUGCACCAUGGAGAUCUCUCGAAACGUGACCUUUGCGGGCCGCUACCACUGCAAGCGAGGUCAGGAGAUCAGUCUGGAGCGCUUGUGUGACUUCACUCCUGAUUGUGCUCAAGGGGAUGAUGAAGGAGAGCCAUGCCGUCAGUUCCUUAACGGAAGCUACUGCUCUUUUGAAGAGGAUGACUGCGGGUGGCAGAUGGUGUCAAGUAAAAGUUUGUACAAAGCAGUCCAUCUUUCUCUGCCCAAAAGACUUACAAACAGCUGUCCUUCCUCAGGUUCUGUUUUGGCUCUGGAAAAUCAAUCCAAAGGUCAACGGGGGUCAGUAGUUGUGCGGAGUCCGCUGUUCCUCUACCCUCUGCGCAAUGCCCCGUGCAUGGUACGGUUUCAAGUAUGUGGAAGUCCAAAUGGACGUCUUUCUCUCUGGAUCAUUGAAAACAGCACAGGACCCGAGGGCCAAAGAAGUCUAUGGAACUCCAGCAGCGAGAAAAUGGACAAGGGAUGGCGACUCGUCACUUUCCCUCUGUUCGGAUUAGUUGAUUCGUUCUACCUCCAGUUUACAGCCGAGAUUUCCUCUGGCUCUGACGUGGCAUUUGCUGUGGAUAACUUCACUCUUACUAUGAACUGUUUCUUAGAAACUAAUGGAGAAUACCCACCAGUGGCUCCAACAAGUGUUACACCAGUACCCUUCAGACCGACUAAUCACAUGAAGACCAUGACACCAGCAGAGGAAGGGGCAGGGGCACUGGGUCUUCUUCCCAUGCUUGUAAACUCCAAGUGGUUUUUCCGCACCUGUGGAGCUACAGGACCGACAGGUCCUACUCCCUCUCAGUGCAGCAAUUCCUACCGUAAAAGCAAUGUGAAUGUGAGCGUCGGGACAAAGGGAGCACUCAAGGGCAUCCAGAUGUGGAGGGUUCCUGAAACUGGAUUAUACAGGAUCACGGCUUAUGGUGCGGCUGGCGGACGCAGCGUUCUCAACAUGUUCAGGUCACAUGGGGUCUGUAUUGCUGGAGAUUUUAGGCUGUACAAAGAUGAGGUGCUGUACAUUCUGGUGGGACAGCAGGGAGAAGACGCAUGUUCUAAACCUGAGGAGUCCCUGCAGAAGAUCUGUCUUGAGCAAAAAGGCCCUCCAGACAGCAAGAGCAUGCUGAAAGGAGGAGGUGGAGGAGGCGGUGGUGCUACCUAUGUCUUUAAGGCGGAGAAAGGGGUUCAUAUCCCUCUUCUGGUUGCUGCCGGAGGCGGGGGUCGAGGCUACAAUGGGCAAUCGGAGAGCUCGACUGAGCUGGUGGACCAUGAUUUGAGUGUUCCUGGCCUCAAUGGCAUGUCAGGAGCUGCAGGUGGAGGUGGAGGCUGGAAUGAUAGCUUUCCUGUGGCUCAGGGUGGAAGACCCCUCAAUUUGGGAGGUCAAGGAGGAGAGCCAUGUCAUAAGAUGGGCUUGAAGUCUUAUGGUGGCUUCGGAGGGGGAGGAGGAGCUUGCACAAGUGGGGGUGGAGGAGGUGGCUAUAGAGGUGGGAGCACUUCACUAGACAAUGACCCUGAGCAGGAUGGAGAGGACGGAUCUUCCUUUAUCAGCCCCGAUGGAGAGAUAUUCAUGGAUGCACUUAAAGGCAUGGAGGGUGAUGGGGAGGUGAUCAUCAACCCAGUGCAGAACUGCAGUCACUGCGAGUCAGGAGAGUGCCAUGAGACUUUAGAGGGAAGCGAGUGUUACUGCGACGAGGAGCUUGUUCUCGCCGCUGAUAGGGUCUCCUGUGUCAAUUCUACAGAUACAUCAGUGCUUCUUCAGCCCUCUCUCUCUCACCUAGCAUUGGGGCUCUCUGUAGGAACCUCAGCACUCAUUGCAGCUCUGUUGCUGGCCGUGUCUGGAGUGAUGAUCAUGUACAGGCGCAAGCACACUGAGCUGCAGUCCAUUCAGCUUGAGCUUCAGAGUCCAGAUUGCAAGUUGAGUAAGCUGAGAGCCUCAACCAUCAUGACUGAUUACAACCCCAACUACUGCUUCGCUGGAAAGACGGCCUCAGUUAAUGACCUGAAGGAAGUACCACGGCGCAACAUUUCACUCACAAGGGGUUUGGGGCAUGGCGCCUUUGGAGAGGUCUAUGAGGGUCUGGCUGUGGGAAUACCAGGAGAACCCAGUCCUAUGCAGGUAGCUGUUAAGACGCUUCCUGAGGUGUGCUCUGAGCAGGAUGAACUAGACUUUCUAAUGGAAGCACUCAUAAUCAGCAAAUUCAGCCAUCAGAACAUUGUCCGCUGUAUAGGCGUGAGUUUGCAGGCUCUUCCUCGCUUCAUUCUGCUGGAGCUGAUGGCUGGAGGAGACCUCAAAACAUUUCUUAGGGAAACCAGACCCAGGCUGGAACAUCCCUCUAGUCUGACUAUGGUGGACCUUCUGAACAUUGCCAGAGAUAUAGCACAUGGCUGCCAGUACCUAGAAGAGAAUCAGUUCAUACACAGGGACAUUGCAGCGAGAAACUGCUUGCUCACCUGUAAAGGUCUAGGAAGAGUGGCCAAAAUCGGAGACUUCGGCAUGGCCAGAGACAUCUACAGAGCCAGCUACUACAGGAAAGGAGGUCGUGCCAUGCUGCCAGUUAAAUGGAUGCCCCCAGAGGCCUUUAUGGAAGGAAUCUUUACCUCCAAAACUGAUACAUGGUCUUUUGGCGUGCUGCUGUGGGAAAUCUUCUCAAUGGGAUAUAUGCCGUACCCCAGCCGCAGUAAUCAGGAGGUUUUGGAUUUUGUCACUAAUGGAGGCAGGAUGGACCCUCCAAAAAACUGCCCAGGACCAGUCUAUCGGAUAAUGACGCAGAGCUGGCAACACCAACCUGAAGACAGGCCAAACUUCUCCACUAUCCUAGAACGGAUUGACUAUUGUUUGCAGGAUCCAGAUGUGGUAAACGUACCUUUACCUGUUGAGUAUGGGCCGAUGCCCGAGGAGGAAGAGCGGGUACCCAUGCGUCCGGAUGACCCUGCUGCACCCUCUUUACUAGCCACUCCCCAGGGAACAGAGGAAGUGUCAUCUUCCACCACUGUGACCCGCUCAGAGGAGGCCAAGAAAGCUGCUGAGGCUCUCCUUAUGAAUGCUCACUCCUCUGACAGCAAACCUGUUCCCAGUGCUGCCUCCCAGCUCCAUCCACCAACAUCCUCAACAUCGGCACUGCCAGCCUGCAGCAAGCCCUCCUCUGUUGUCCCUGCUCCCCAAGAUGGAGGCCAUAUCAACUUGGGUUUUGCUCAGGCUCCUACAGGUGAGAAGGAUAACCGUAAUGGGAAGCCGACCAAUUUGUGGAACCCAACAUAUGGCUCAUGGUUCCUUCAACAACAGCAGAAGAGGCGGCAGGCCCAGGCACAGAGGCAAGCAGGAGGUCAAGGCCAUGAGCUCUCUGGCCGGACUGGGGGUAUGGCUGAGGCUUUAAGCCUGCAGCAUCAGCACAAACAACAGCAGAUACAGAUCCAGCAGCAGCAGAAGAUACAAAUUCAGCAGCAGCAACAACAAAAACUUCAACAGCAACAGAUACAGAUCCAGCAGCAGCAGCAAAAAAUCCAGCAACAACAGCAAAUUCAAAUCCAGCAACAGGGGCAGUGCAGGCCUCUUUUGCCCCCUCCUCCCCAACCUGGCCCAGCACCUCUUUUGCUGGAUUCAUCAGCCCUGCCCCCUGUACCUCUCUACAGACUUCGCCGAUUCCCUUGUGGUAACAUCGGGUAUGGCUACCAGGAGCAAGGUUUGCCUUUGGAAUCAUUGUCUGGACCACAGAAUGCCAUGCCACCUCCUGCCCUCACCAACCAGCAGAGACCCAUCUCAGUAGGCCGGACUGGCACUGCUGAGGACAGCCGCCCCCUGCUGGUGACAAUGGGAACAGUUCAGGACUCCAGACUCCCUAAGAUGGAUGGGCACAAUGCCACAGUGCUUUAACCCUCCUCUUUCUUCCUGCUCCCAGACUCUUUUAUUCAGUGCCCGCUUGAAACACUGUGCCAUCCGUCUGUGCCCACCUCAGCUCACAUCCACCAUGCAUACCCUCCCUCCACUCGCUCUGCUUCUCGACCAGACCAACAUUGACUCCUCACUACCAGCGACUUUUAAGAUGAGAAUGACUGUUUUACAUAUCUAAAUCUUUAGGAAGUCAAUGGAUGGAGGGAGCCCUGGGAGUUUUAUAGACUUUAAAAGUUUAGAGACAGUGCUGGAGUCGCUCAUAAGAACUUUACCUGCAAAAUGCUCUCAUAUCCUUUCUCACAUUCACAGGGAAAAACAAGUUUGUUGAUGUUUGCUUGCCUGCUUGUUUAUUUAUUCAUUUGUUAAUUUAUUAUUUGGAAGCUGUGUAAAUUAUUAAUGGUGUGCUUCAUAAGGCAAACCGCUCCACUCAUCUAUGCCUCAUUUGGUUCACUCUUGAAUUUGGUUGGCUUUUAAAAUUCUACAGCAGUUUUCAUCGGACUUGAAAUUUAAUAAAUGAAAUAAAUCUUUAA